AUGCGAGUCCGCCAUAUGACUGUUAAAGACGUAUAUUACGUCAAAGAAUGCAACAGAAGAAACCUUCCAGAGAACUAUCAUAUUCUAUUUCUGUUGUAUAUGCUUGUCAUGUAUGCCGAUUCAUGCUUUGUGGCAGAGAACAAGAAAGGUGAAAUUAUAGGAUAUUCCAUAGGGAAAUUAAAGGAUUCUUUAGAAAAAGACGAAACCACAAAAACAGAAGACACUUCUGGUUAUAUUUUAUCAUUGGCCGUGGACAAGUCGUACAGGGGUGUAGGACUGGGUAAGAUUUUAUUCAGUUUAUCAUUAUACAGUCUAAUAAACAGAUUAAAAAAGCAAGCAAGAAUAUUUAAAGUGUACUUGAAUGUAAGAGAAACAAACACAGCCGCAAUUACUAUGUAUGAAAGAGUAUUUCACUUUUCAAAGGAAAGUGAAGAGAAGAAUUAUUAUGCAGAUGGAGAGAGUUCUUUUCUAAUGAGCAGAGUUUUUAAUAUAAAUGAGAGUGAGUGA
Molecule: messenger RNA, 507 nt
Organism: Nematocida parisii ERTm1
Lineage: Eukaryota; Fungi; Microsporidia
Exons: 1
Coding region: 1-507 (168 amino acids)
Biological process (GO): N-terminal protein amino acid acetylation
Cellular component (GO): NatA complex
Molecular function (GO): protein-N-terminal amino-acid acetyltransferase activity
Source: RefSeq, a predicted model, not a curated record